UUACAUCACUCCUCUCAGAGCCCUUUGUCCAAAAUUGAAGUUUAUUUCCAAAUUUUUAAUAAUAUAACUAAUGCAAUAUAAAGACAAAAGAAAAAAACAAACAAAAUGUGUCUCAAGGGUUUUUGCGGCUACUUUUCCCUCUACCUUGGCUGCGUUUUCAUCGGAGUUACGGGCGUGAUUGUGGCAGUGCUGGUUUUUUCCGUGGCCCUCUUCGAGCUCAUAAAGGACCAAGAGCAAGGGUUCUACGUCAAGAUAAUUGCGAUGGUAUUUGCCCUGGUCUUUGGCGUGGGCAGAGUAUGCCUGCUCUUCGGCACGACGUGGGACAGGUGCUGGGCCAUCAUGUUUGCCUUCAUCAUUGGUCUCGUGUCCUUCGCCCUGCUAAUUGCUACGAUGGUGUUUUUAUGCAUGUCGAGGAAAGAACCUGUGUACUACUUGAUCGGCUCCAUCCUGGCCAUACUGGAGGUGUACAAUCUGUGGCUCAUCCUCUCCACCUGGUGGUGCUGUCGAUCUUGCACGCAGGACUGCUAAGAUUCAUUGUUUAUUGUUAUUUUUUAAUAAUUUAGCACAGUAUAAA
This is a messenger RNA of Drosophila kikkawai, 574 nucleotides long. RefSeq lists its product as uncharacterized. The record is from RefSeq and is a predicted model, not a curated record. Lineage: Eukaryota; Metazoa; Arthropoda; Insecta; Diptera; Drosophilidae.